This is a messenger RNA of Racocetra persica, 381 nucleotides long. The record is from the annotation of a GenBank genome assembly. NCBI's taxonomy places the organism in Eukaryota, Fungi, Glomeromycota, Glomeromycetes, Diversisporales, Gigasporaceae.
AUGGCUCAUAAACAUCCUGAAGACUUUUCAAAGAUUUUAGAUGACUUAAUUUCAGAAUUGGAUAUAAUCGAGAAAAGUGGUAUUGAAAUCUUUAGUCAAAUAGAAAAUUCAUUUUCAUAUCCAUGUCAAAUUUCUUCCAUAGCAGCCGAACUAAGUACUCUUCUUGCAGCAAUCCAGCAUUUUGAAAGCCGUGCACGUUCUAAUGGAAUAACAAGUCUUUGUACAACUUCUGAUCAAGUUGAUGCAACUUCUACAACAAAUACACCUAUGACAAAACAAAGGCUAAGUGCUAUGAUUGAUGAAAGAAAAUUAGCUGCGGAUGAAUUGUCUAAAGAAUCAAAACGUAUCGCCGAUAAUGCUAGAGCCGAAUUAUUAGGUUAA